Molecule: messenger RNA, 1863 nt
Organism: Benincasa hispida (wax gourd)
Lineage: Eukaryota; Viridiplantae; Streptophyta; Magnoliopsida; Cucurbitales; Cucurbitaceae
Product: transcription factor bHLH96-like
Biological process (GO): guard cell differentiation
Molecular function (GO): DNA-binding transcription factor activity; protein dimerization activity
Source: RefSeq, a predicted model, not a curated record
UCUAUAAAAAAAAAAAGAAGAAAACGAUGAAAUUGAGCAAAAAAUAAUUCAACAAACUUCAAAUCACACAUGAUUAUAAAUCACUUGCAUUUUUUCUUUUUCUUUUUUUUUCAUCCAACACAAAUGAUUUCAAGUCAUGAUGAAUUUGAAAUUCCAAAUCCAAGAGUUCCAACAUAUAUCUAACUCCAAUCUUUUCAUCACUAAGCUAAUGAUAUACCCUAAUAUUUUCAUUAUAAUUAUUAUUAUGAUGAUGAUUUUAAAAAUAAAUAUAAUUAUUCAAACAAAAGAAGAGAAAAUCUAAAUGUGAGAUCUCAAUGUUUCCCUCCUACCAUUAAAAAAAAAAAUAAUAAAAAUAAAAAUGCCUUGAUGAAUAAUGUUGUAGCUUCACGUGCAGUCUAAUCUGUAGAUUUGGAAAUUCCCUAUUUUUCCAUGUACAAAACCAACUUUAAAAGGCCCAUUUUUUCCAUCUCUCAAAGAGAAAACUCAAAGAAAGAACCAACCAUUUUAGUUUCCCCCUAUUUUUUUGGGUCCUCCUCUUUCCCAUUUCUCUCUUUUUUUACCUAAUUACAUUUUCAUUUCAAUCCCUCAACUUUUCUUUCUUUUUAUUUCCCACUCCCUUAUAGAGCCAAAAAAAAAAGGCAAAAAUCAACAAAAGAAAACACAGAAUUUUUACCAUUAUAGUUAUGGCUCUAGAGGCAGUUGUUUUCCCUCAAGACCCAUUUGUGUAUAAAGAUUUGUUCAAUUUGGUGAAUUCUUCUUCAAGACUCAACUUCAUCCAUGAUCAAGAUGAAGACUUUUAUAAUCUUGCCAACCAAUCACAAAAUUCUCCACCAUUAUUGGACCAAUAUGAUUAUAAUUUUAACGACGAAUCACGACGGGUUGAAUUAUCAGCGGUGGAGACGGUGGUGGUGGCGGGUGAGAUGCAGGGUGGUGGAGGGAGCGGGCGGCGGCGGAGGGGAAGAACACAAAAGAACAAGGAGGAAAUUGAGAAUCAAAGGAUGACACACAUUACAGUUGAGAGAAAUAGAAGAAAGCAAAUGAAUGAGUAUCUCUCUGUUCUUAGAUCAUUAAUGCCUCACUCCUAUGUCCAAAGGGGUGACCAAGCCUCAAUCAUAGGUGGUGCUAUCAACUUUGUUAAGGAGCUUGAGCAACAAGUACAUUUGCUUAGUGCUCAAACAAAUGUAAUAAACCACCCUUUUCCUUCUCAUGUUCCACCAAAUAAUAACAUUAUUUCUUCCUCUCCUUUCUCUCAAUCUCAUUUCUUUACCUUCCCGUCUUCAUCUUCGCCCUCGUCCUCCUCUUCGUUUUCUCUCGACGACUCCUCCUCCACCGACAUUAUGGCGUUCAACAACUCAAACAAUCUGAACAACCUGAACGGCCUAAUUCAGCCUUCCAUUGGCGAUAUCGAAGUCUCUUUGGUUGACUCCCAUGCAAACCUUAAGAUAAGAUGUAAAAAGCUCCCUAAGCAACUUCUUAAGAUUGUUUCUGGCUUGCAUUCUUUGCAUCUCACUGUUCUUCAUCUCAAUGUCUCCACUUCCCAUCAAUUUGUCCUCUAUUCUUUUAGUCUCAAGGUUGAGGAAGAUUGUGGGCUUUCUUCAGGGGAUGAAAUUGCAAAUGGUGUGUAUCAAUUGCUAUGCAGAAUUCAAGAAGAGGCAUUCUCCAUCUGAUUUUGAGGAAAAUAAAAGAAAAGGAAAAAAAAAUUAGCAUUUUAAUUAAUCAUCUUUUUUUUUUAAUUUUCUUUUUUUUUUUGAGAUUGUACUUGUUCUGUUCUUCUUCUUAUUCUCUCUAAAUUUUUGGUCUAUUCAACAAGUUCUUUGUCUUUAAAUGAUUACUAUUAAUUAGGCUUUAUGUUAACUUCUCAUU